Molecule: messenger RNA, 1670 nt
Organism: Mustela lutreola (European mink)
Lineage: Eukaryota; Metazoa; Chordata; Mammalia; Carnivora; Mustelidae
Gene: IDH2
Product: isocitrate dehydrogenase (NADP(+)) 2
Exons: 11
Coding region: 76-1431 (451 amino acids)
Biological process (GO): isocitrate metabolic process
Cellular component (GO): mitochondrion
Molecular function (GO): isocitrate dehydrogenase (NADP+) activity; magnesium ion binding; NAD binding
Source: RefSeq, a predicted model, not a curated record
CCGGACGGGCCUGGGCUGCACGCAGCCAGGCAGCCGGGGGCAGCACCGGCGCUCGCGUCUGGCCUGCUUGGCGGGAUGGCUGGCUACCUGCGGGUCGUACGCUCGCUCUGCAGAGCCUCCGGCUCCGGGCCGGCCUGGGCGUCGGCAGCCCCGACGGGCCCCAACUUGCAGGAGCAGCCGCGGCGCCACUAUGCCGACAAGAGGAUCAAGGUGGCGAAGCCGGUGGUGGAGAUGGAUGGCGACGAGAUGACCCGGAUCAUCUGGCAGUUCAUCAAGGAGAAGCUCAUCCUACCCCAUGUGGACGUCCAGCUCAAGUAUUUCGAUCUGGGGCUCCCACACCGUGACCAGACCGACGACCAGGUCACCAUAGACUCGGCAUUGGCCACCCAGAAGUACAGUGUGGCCGUCAAGUGUGCCACCAUCACCCCCGAUGAGGCCCGUGUGGAAGAGUUCAAGCUGAAGAAGAUGUGGAAGAGUCCCAACGGAACCAUUCGGAACAUCCUCGGGGGGACCGUCUUCCGGGAACCCAUCAUUUGCAAAAACAUCCCCCGCCUGGUCCCGGGCUGGACCAAGCCCAUCACCAUCGGCAGGCACGCCCAUGGCGACCAGUACAAGGCCACAGACUUUGUGGUGGACCGGGCCGGCACGUUUAAGAUGGUCUUCUCACCGAAGGACGGCAGUGGUGCGAAGGAGUGGGAGGUGUACAACUUCCCCGGCGGCGGCGUGGGGAUGGGCAUGUACAAUACCGACGAGUCCAUCUCGGGUUUCGCACACAGCUGCUUCCAGUACGCCAUCCAGAAGAAGUGGCCGCUCUACAUGAGCACCAAGAACACCAUCCUGAAAGCCUACGACGGGCGCUUCAAGGACAUCUUCCAGGAGAUCUUUGAGAAGCAUUACAAGACUGACUUUGACAAGAAUAAGAUCUGGUAUGAGCACCGGCUCAUUGAUGACAUGGUGGCUCAGGUCCUCAAGUCUUCGGGCGGCUUCGUGUGGGCCUGCAAGAACUAUGACGGAGAUGUGCAGUCGGACAUCCUGGCGCAAGGUUUUGGCUCCCUUGGCCUGAUGACGUCUGUGCUGGUCUGCCCGGACGGCAAGACCAUCGAGGCCGAGGCUGCUCAUGGAACGGUCACCCGCCACUAUCGGGAGCACCAGAAAGGCCGGCCUACCAGCACGAACCCCAUUGCCAGCAUCUUUGCCUGGACUCGUGGCCUGGAGCACCGGGGGAAGCUGGACGGGAACCAGGACCUCAUCAGGUUUGCACAGACCCUGGAGAAAGUGUGUGUCCAGACGGUGGAGAGCGGAGCCAUGACCAAGGACCUGGCGGGCUGCAUCCACGGCCUCAGCAAUGUGAAGCUGAAUGAGCACUUCCUGAACACCUCCGACUUCCUGGACACCAUCAAGAACAACCUGGACAAGGCUCUGGGCCACUAGUCGGGGCUGGGCUGGGCCGAGCUGGCCGCUGAGUGACCGCCGCCCCCCCCCCCCCGCCUUUCUAGGGGACAUUUUUUAUAAGCAAAAUGUUUUUAAUAUCUUUGUGUUUCGCCUCAUGGUGAUGUGAGGGAACAGCGUGUUUUACCUCAGCCCAUCAGUGUGUUUUGCAUACUGUAAUUUAUAUUGCCCUUGGAACACACGGUGCCACAUUUAGCUACUAAAACAGCUCUUCACAAAAA